Molecule: messenger RNA, 6362 nt
Organism: Acanthoscelides obtectus
Lineage: Eukaryota; Metazoa; Arthropoda; Insecta; Coleoptera; Chrysomelidae
Source: the annotation of a GenBank genome assembly
CGCCGAACGUGCCGGACAUGCUACAGCACGACCGUCGGCCGUUGUCGCACCUACCACCGCACCUGCACCACCCGCACAGUCACCCAUGGAGUACCCGGCCACGGUCUGCGCUCUGCUCUUCGGUGCCAUCUUCGGGGUGCUGUCCGCUUCCCUGAGCAAGACGCUUCGUUAUCAAGCUCCGGACGAGUGCAAGUGGGUCACCGUUGCCGAUGCACGAGAUGACGACGACGUCGCCCUCGCCUGCAGACUUCGAACCAUCAACAGCGAGCUGGAGAACACCAACUUCUCCGUCAUCCAACCCCAGCACACGGUCCGGCUGCGUUUGGAGUGCAGUGACGCCUUGUUCUUCCAGAGUUCGCUCAGUGCGGGUAGUUUCCGGCAGUUAGUGGAGUUACGUGAGUUGAGCAUCGAGUAUUGCAAGAUCGGAAACUUGUCAGAUGGUGCGUUUCGUGGGCUGAAGGAGCUCCGUAACCUGACGGUGCGGACUCACAACACCGACUGGUCCUCCAUGACAUUAGAGUUAUCGCCCAACGCCUUCACGGACGAGCUUCGCAACCUGGAACGUUUGGAUUUAGGCGAGAACAACAUCUGGAAUAUCCCCGAAGGUGUGCUGUGUCCGUUGUACGCAUUGGAAGUGCUUAACUUGACACGUAACCGGUUGCGCGAGGUGUCGAGUUUCCGUUUUACCGCGAACCCGUCGGAAAAGUGCGGGGCCAAUUUGAAGAUCCUCGACCUAUCCCGCAACUCGAUCGACCGGCUUCCGUCUAGUCAGUUCUCGGGACUCGGCCAGCUACAAAAACUCUACCUCCAAGCGAACCGGAUGACGCAGCUGGCCGAUCGCGCAUUGGAGGGACUCACCUCCCUCAACAUCUUCAAGAUUUCCGAUAACCGGUUGGUCAGCUUGCCGCCGGAGCUGUUUUCGGACACGCGGGAGAUUCGCGAGAUGUACCUCCAGAACAACUCCAUCAACGUGCUCGCGCCCGGACUAUUCAGUGAACUCACGCAACUCCUUGUGCUGGAUUUAUCUCACAACGAACUCACCGCUGACUGGAUUAACGCCGCCACUUUCGCGGGUUUGGUGCGACUCGUUGUGUUGGAUAUCUCGUAUAACAGGAUAUCAAAGUUGGAACAAUCUGUGUUCAGAGACCUUUAUAGUUUACAAAUCUUACGCUUAAACGAUAACUUCAUCGAAAUGAUACCCGACAACAUCUUCUCUGCUCUCUACAAUCUCCAUACACUCAUCAUCUCCAAUAACAGACUGACUAGGAUAGACAGCGAUACUUUCAAUGGACUAUACGUGCUCUCGUUGCUAUCCAUAGACAAUAACAGAAUAUCUUGGAUACAUGAGGAAGCUCUCAAGAACUGCUCCAGCCUACAGGACCUACACCUCAACGGCAACAAAAUAAUGCAGGUGCCGGAGGUGAUAAAGAGCGUCCCUCUCCUCAAGACGCUUGACUUAGGCGAAAACCACAUAGACACCAUAAAAAACGAAACCUUCAGCGAUCUAAAGCAGAUGUACGGCCUCCGACUGACAGAAAACAACAUCGGCAACAUCUCUAAAGGUGUCUUCGAUAAAAUGACAGCGCUGAAGAUUCUGAAUCUGUCGAGAAACAAGAUCCAAAAGGUAGCAGCCGGCGCAUUUGACAGCAACAUUAACCUGCAGGCGAUUCGUCUGGACGGAAAUUACCUAACCGACAUUGAAGGGUUGUUCGCAAAGCUCCCAAGUCUCGUCUGGCUGAACAUCUCCGACAAUCAGCUGAAAUGGUUCGAUUACGCUCUCAUACCCACCGGCUUGCAGUGGUUGGACAUCCAUUCCAAUCAAAUCGAGGAACUAGGCAAUUACUUCGAGAUCGAGUCGACGCUUUCGCUGAGCACGUUCGACGCCAGCGCGAAUAAGCUCACGGAAAUCACCGGAAGUGCGAUACCUAACAGCAUGGAAGUCCUUUUUCUCAACGACAAUUUGAUAUCUAAAGUGCAAUCGUACACGUUUUUCAAGAAGCCGAAUCUAACGAGGGUGGACCUGUUCGGAAACAAAAUCACAAGGUUAGACCCGAACGCCCUGCGGAUAUCAGCCGUGCCGCCCGAGAAGGACUUGCCGGAGUUUUAUAUAGGAGGCAACCCGUUCCAGUGCGACUGCACGAUGGAGUGGCUCCAGAAGGUGAACGUGGGCAACAGAGCUCGCACCCAACCGAAACUUGUCGAUCUGGAAAGCAUCUACUGCCAGCUGUUGCAUAAGCGGGGCCAGACGUAUGUGCCUUUAGUGGAGGCCGCCCCAUAUCAGUUUCUUUGUACAUACGACACACACUGCUUCGCCACAUGUCACUGUUGUGAUUUUGACGCAUGCGACUGUGAAAUGACCUGCCCUGCCAACUGCACCUGUUACCACGAUCAAAGCUGGUCUGCGAACGUUGUCGAUUGCGCUUCGAGCGGCUAUGUGGCCAAACUACCUGAACAAAUUCCUAUGGACGCAACAGAGUUGUACUUGGACGGAAACGAUUUGAGAGGUAUGAACAGCCACGCCUUCAUUGGACGAAAGAAGCUAAAAAUAUUGUUUCUGAAUGAUUCAAACAUCGAAUUCAUCCAAAACAAAACCUUCAAUGGGCUGAAAGAGUUGGAAGUUUUGCAUCUGGAAAGCAAUCGCUUGGGUGAGCUAAAUGGUUACGAAUUCGAGGGACUAGAGAGCCUGAAAGAAAUAUUCCUGCAGAGGAACAGAAUAACAAGUAUCCACAACCAGACAUUUGUAGGUCUUCGCAAGCUGAGAGUGCUGAAGCUUGACCAUAACCGUUUGAACAUUUAUAACAUGUGGAAUCUCCCCACGACUCUGAUAGAAGUCACGUUGGCGUACAACCCUUGGUCUUGCGACUGCGAGUUCACCGAGAAGCUUCGCGAGUGGAUGAGACACGGCGAUGCGGUGCAAGACUCUAAAUCGGUGAGGUGUGUAUUCAACUCCACAGAUGUCGACUUCUACAGUGACGAUGUCUACUCGGACAAUUCAGAAGUCGGCUUUUUCAUCAGUCAAGAGAACAAUUCCUGCACCGGACUGCCUAACAUCGACAACAGCAUCAACGGCAACCUCACCGGAACCAAAACCAUCAUCCAGCGUCAAGUGAUCGAGGACUACCUGCCUCUGCUAGUGACUACCUUGGCCGUGUUUGCAGUUGUGGUGAUAAUGAUGUUGAUCGUCUUCAUUUUCCGGCAAGAAGUGCGCGUGUGGUUCCACUCAAAGUUCGGCAUCCGCAUCUUCCAAAGGGCUUCCGAUCUGGAUCGCGACGAUCGCGAGAAGCUCUUCGACGCGUUCGUGAGUUACAGUUCGAAAGACGAAGCGUGGGUCGCGGAAGUGCUCGCUCCGGCGUUGGAGCCCAACUACAAGUUGUGCCUUCACUACAGGGACUUCCCUGUAGGCGCGUUUCUAGCCGAUACGAUAGUGCAAGCGGUGGAGUCCUCCAAACGAACCAUAAUGAUCCUCUCGGAGAACUUCAUCAAAUCGGAAUGGUGCCGGUUCGAGUUCAAGUCCGCGCAUCACCAGGUGCUUCGAGACCGGCGCCGUCGGUUGAUAGUGGUUUUGUUGGGUGAAGUGCCGCAGAAAGACCUCGAUCCCGACAUCCGGCUGUACCUGAAGACCAACGUGUACUUGCAGUGGGGUGAUAAGUUGUUCUGGGAGAAGCUGAGGUACGCGCUGCCCGACGUGCCCAACAACCAGAGGCACCAUCAGCCGGUGAGGAACCCUCACGUCCAUCACCACGUUCACAGACACAGUGCCAGGGGCCAACCGCCCAAUCCACCCGGGAAUGGUAAUAACGCUCAAAGGACUGUCGCCAUCCAUAUUUGACGUUGAAGUUGAUUAACGUCAUUAAUGUUAGAGAUGAAUUCGGUAAGUGGGAGACAAAUAUUUUGUUUAUCGCCGGUUUUUGAUAUGCAUACUCCAAGAUUACUUGUACUACUGUUUUUUGGCUAUAUAACCACGAAACACAUAUUUUCAUAAGGAUAUAUGAGUAGCUGCAUAUCGUUGUACGAAAUUAAAAAAUUAUGAGUGCUUCAAGUCCACAGAAAAAUCCAGCGUCGAUCAUGUUCACUUAAAAAAUAUACAUAAAACUAUUAUUAAUCAAACGUAGAUAAAGCUCGUAUCAUAUAUCUUGAUUAUUAACCUGUAUGAUUCAUUAUUUUCUAACAAAGUGCCUAUUUAUUUGGAAAUAUGUGAGCUCCUCCAAUGUGAUAUUAAUGGACAAUAACUUAAAUUCUUCGUAAUAGUACAGAAAGUAAUUUGUGCGUGUACCAGUUCUAAAAAUGGAAUGCUCAUUUAGAUAACCAGAACAUCAAAAUAAGAUAAGAAAUUUACAAAUGAUGCUAGAGCGCCUAAGCCUGAAAAAGUAAUAUGAGGCAUAAUACAUUCAUUAAAGGACGAUGAUAUAACUGACAAAAUUUAACUACCAACCGAGAAUAACAAAACUGUCAAGUUAGGAACUAUUACUUGUAAAUAAACUCUACUACUAACAAUUAUUCAAAUGAACGUUUUUUCAUGUUUGAAAAUGAAAUUUUAGGACUUAUCGAUAAAAUAUACUGGACAUAUUAAGCUUUGAUUGAUUGAAACUGGCUAUUGAAUUAAUUUUCCAAAAACAGUAGCUAUAAAGCAUAUUAUUUACGUAAAGUUCCUAGUAAAUCAAAAAAUACAUUUUGUAUGGAUGGUACAUGAAUGCAUCUCUUAAGCACACUUGUAGCCAUAAAUGUAAAUCAAAAUAAUUGUUUAACGGUGAAAAUAAAUUCUACGCAGCUGUGUUCCGGUAGACAAUUAAAUGACAUAAAAAAUUCUGUUCAAACUAGGUAGAUAGUUUUCAUAAAUAUAAAUUCACAUUGCUACAUGUUGAUUGGACACAAUGACUCAUCGCAACACCAAAAAAAAGCUCAACUCUUUAGAUGUAACAGUGCUAUUUUGCAAUUGAGUAGAUUCACAAUUUUUGUCAUAUUUAGCUUCAUAGCGAGCUUUUUAAAAGUUAUCUUUUUUAUGCACCAUAUUCAUGAAUUCGUUUACAAUAGGUAGACACAAUUCGAUAUAAUGAUAUAAAACUGUUAAGCUGUGAGGGUUUAUAAAAUCGCUAUUUAUUGACAUUUUUAUAUCUCAAAUUCGAUUUAUCAAAAUAAGUGUGAUUUUUUGAAAAAAAAUCUUGUACGUGCAUAUUUAAACUACAAGGUAUUAAACAAUAUUUUGUUGUUUAAAUUUGCAUUUACUAUAAUUCCUGUAUCACAAACAUAGCUUAUUUUUUCUGUACCCGAAUACAUUUUCCAUCGUUCUGUUUUUUUCUUCGGGGUAUGCCUAUCAAAAACCUGCCAUAAAUAAUUUUGUCUCCUACCUUUCCUGAUUAUACUCGACUGUAAGUCCCAAUUGUGAUACUACUGUAGACUGUGAGUGCAAUGAGUAGAGCAGGAUGUGAUAUAUAGUCAAAAAGUUCGGCAACGUGUGAAAGGAUCGAAGUUUGUAUGUGUCAUUUUUUUUUUUCAAAAAUAAGUGUGAAUGGUGGCCGAACUCACUCCUAUGGCGAAUCGAUGGAGUCUAACGAGAAAGGAUUAACGUUUGUAAAUAUGGACCUGUAUACAUCUAAGUAAGUUUUGAAUUUUUGUAAAGCUUGUACAUAUUAUACAUAUAAAAAUCGUAUUUAUUUUUGUAGGAUUUUUUUUAAUUAAUUUCUAUCGAUUCACUUGCCUCGUUAUUUUGUUGUCUCUUGUACACUCGAAUUACAACAGAUUUGUGACAAUUAUCUGAAUAAAUUACAUACUAAAAUAUUACAUAUCAGCGUAGUCUUUCUUUUUCUUGAUGAACAUUUUUCUAAUAUUUACUGAACAAGUUUGGGUACUUAUAGAUCCGUGAUCUGACUUAAAAGCAAUGAAAAAUAAAAAUAAUUGGAGAUUAUAAGAAUGGACUCAGACUCAUCCAUACUAUUCCUAAGAACUGCUUUGGAAAGCCGAAGUUUAGAAGAGAAGAUAACAUUUUGCUUAUUCUAUGUAUAAUCAUUCAAUGUGGCUUAACCUUCUAAUAGUCUCAUUUGAAAAAUAUUGAAGUAAAAAUUUGGCAAAGUUAAUCCACAGUAAAGCUUCACUAUUAAAUAAAUUGGCUAACUGCAUCUUCUGAAUCUAAGAAAAUAACUACAAAACUCAAGAGAGCAAUUGCCAUAACGCAGAACAGGCUCUAUGGGUUUUUAAUCAUCAUCAAUGUAAUUUUUAUAUCGAAUACCAGAUAAUUGGCACAUAUCUGAGUCAUGAACGCAACAUUCCUGAACGAAUAGACUUUUCCUGUAUAAAACUAUUUUCCUAAACAAUAUAAUAACGCCUUUUUUAUUCUGUGAAUAUAAAUAAAACACUACGUUUUUUAA